Messenger RNA from Merops nubicus (carmine bee-eater), 1285 nucleotides. RefSeq names its product CDK2-associated, cullin domain 1 (gene CACUL1). The annotation marks the transcript as partial. Gene Ontology annotation, molecular function: ubiquitin protein ligase binding. The transcript has 9 exons. Gene Ontology annotation, biological process: ubiquitin-dependent protein catabolic process. Lineage: Eukaryota; Metazoa; Chordata; Aves; Coraciiformes; Meropidae. The record is from RefSeq and is a predicted model, not a curated record.
GAAGGUGCACUUGGGAAGCUCAGAGGAAAAUCAGGCAGUGAUGGGCAAUGCUCAUUUAAGUGCCUCCAAUUCUUCCCUGGGUCUAAUGAAUGUUAUAACAAUAGAAGAUUAUAAGAACAGAUAUUGGCCAAAGUUGGACAGUGCCAUAGAUCAGCUUUUAACUCAGAGUCCUGGUGACUACAUCCCUAUCUCCUAUGAACAAAUAUACAGUUGUGUGUAUAAGUGUGUAUGCCAGCAGCAUUCGGAACAGAUGUAUAGUGACCUAAUAAAAAAGAUAACUAACCACUUAGAGAGAGUCUCAAAGGAGCUGCAGGCCAGCCCUCCAGAUCUCUAUAUUGAAAGAUUUAACGUAGCUCUUGGACAGUAUAUGGGAGCAUUGCAGAGCAUUGUGCCUCUUUUCAUAUAUAUGAAUAAAUUUUACAUAGAAACCAAGCUUAACAGAAACUUAAAAGAUGACCUUAUAAAGCUGUUUACGGAACACGUUGCAGAGAAGCACAUUUACAACCUGAUGCCUUUACUUUUGGAAGCUCAGUCAACGCCGUUUCAAAUAACUCCUUCAACCAUGGCAAAUAUUGUGAAAGGCUUGUAUACACUACGACCAGAAUGGGUACAGAUGGCACCAGCUUUAUUUUCUAAAUUCAUCCCAAAUAUUCUGCCCCCUGCUGUGGAAUCUGAGCUUCAGGAAUAUGCUGCUCAAGACCAGAAGCUUCAAAGAGAGCUUAUGCAGAAUGGAUUUACUAGAGGUGACCAGUCACGCAAGAGAGCUGGAGAAGAGUUAACUUACAAUGGCUCAUCAGCUUGUGCAAGCUCCAGGGGGUACAGAUAGUGAAUAUCCUGGAUCAGCUUCUGUCCCUAGCCAGAACAGACACUGGAGGAGCACAGGUGGUAUCCGGAGCCUCCUUUGGCAACUGCUGAUACUUGAGCUCUGACACGAACUAUGAGUCAAAGAAGAGUUUGGGGCUUUCUUCUUUAUAUAAUAUGUCAGUUGCUGCUACAAUUGGGAUGACUUUGAAAGACAUGAUUCCUUGGUCUAGCCUAUCAACAAGUUCAUCUUAUGUGACUUUUGUGAGGAAUGCACCUUGAAAAACAAUCCUUUCAAAGUGGAAAUGGGCAGCCAAAAUCAGCAGCUUCCAAAAGCAUUAGAAUGGAAGAACCUUUUUUGCACUCUUUUCUUAAUAUUAAGGACAUUCUUAAAACUAGUUAACACGUCAGUGUAUUAGUUUUUAAACUUCAAGGUAUUUUCUGGAGCUUUUACUUAAUAUGAAUAAAGUUUCAUUAUUUUGCA